Messenger RNA from Gasterosteus aculeatus aculeatus (three-spined stickleback), 3922 nucleotides. It is a transcript of the gene ncapg2, whose product is annotated as non-SMC condensin II complex, subunit G2. Gene Ontology annotation, cellular component: condensin complex; nucleus. Lineage: Eukaryota; Metazoa; Chordata; Actinopteri; Perciformes; Gasterosteidae. The record is from RefSeq and is a predicted model, not a curated record. Gene Ontology annotation, biological process: mitotic sister chromatid segregation.
CCAAAUUUGCGCGGGUUUGCUGUUGUUAUGGGAGGCUGUCAGCCAACGGUUGUCACCUCACAAAAUUAUCAAUAAGAAGGUAACUGACGGAGCUUAUGGUUGAUAUUUUAUAGUCUCGUGAUUAUAAGACGUAAUACUGCAAGAACCAACGGAUAAAAUAAAAUAAACUUCGGUUUAGAGGGACAAAAAGAGAAACAUGUCCAAGCGAGAAACGUUUUUAGCGGCCGCCUGUAAGGACAACGUGGAGGAAUUCCUCCGCUUCAUCGAGCUGCAUAAGGACAAAGCGGAGCCUUUCGAUGUGCAGGAGGUGGUGGAGGAGAUGCCCGUGGGCCAGAGAUCGACUCUCUGGGGAAAACUGGGCUCGCUCCUUCAGGACGUCCUGCAGGAGUUGCCUCCAGAGCGCUGGGUGGAGGACGGGGAAGACGGCAUGGAAGUGGAGUCCGCUGCCGACCCUACACGAGUCAUGGCUGUUGUGGACGGCGUGACGCUCGUGGCUUAUGCGUCAAUAAAGGUCCUACAAGACGGCGACACCUACGGCGCCCUUCUGGAAAUUGCCCACAGGCUUCACACGAUUCUGGUGUCGCUGCCCUUCUCGGAGGCUCCUCUGCAGCGGCAUAUCCACAUGCUCUGCGAGGCCUGGUGGAAGAAGGGGCUGAAGGAGAAAGAACAGUUUGGCCGCACGGCUUUCUUCAUCUCUCUGCAGAGGAGCUUCACCCUGAAGAAACUAGCUGUUGAGAUCCAAAGAGUCUGGAGUCUUCACGAUGUGCUUUUGAGUUUGGACUACACAUCAGAAGAAAACAAGCAGAUAACCAACUUGUUGCUCCAGUGCUUUCAUAGUCCUAAUUACAUUAGAAACGAUGACGGAAAGCGAUUCCUGGUGUUUCUCUUCAGCUGGAACGUCAACUUCAUCUGUGUUAUUCACGGCACCAUUAAAAAGCAGCUGCCGUUUUAUAGCAAGACCAUGACUACUCACAUUAUGGAGAUCUACUACAGAGCAUGGAAGAAGGCAAACGGCGACUUCCUGGAGAAGAUUGAAAGCUCAUGCAUUCAGGAUUUUAUGCAGAAUGCGAUCUUCCUUCGUAGAGCAUCUCCUGUGCAUGCCAAAGUCCGGCAGAUCAUGAGCUACUUCCACUCACGGCAAGGCUGUAACAAGGUGGACAAGAUGCUCUGUAAUCUCUACAAGCCCAUUCUCUGGAAAGCUCUAAGUGUUCCAAACUUUGAGGUGCGUGCAAAUGCCACUCUGCUUUUCACUGAGGCCUUCCCGGUCCACGACCCCGAGCAGAACAACCAGAUUAUAGAUGAGACCGUUCAAAAGCAGCUGGACACAGCAAUGGGCCUCCUGGAUGAUCCUCAUCCCACUGUGCGCUCCAAUGCUACGCUGGGAGUGUGCAAGAUCCUGGCCAAGUGCUGGGAGCUCCUUCCUCCCACGAUCAUCACAGACUUCCUGAAGAAGCUGGUGACGGAGCUGGCGGCUGACAAAAGCUCCGCCGAUGUCCGGUGCUCGGUCUUUAAGUGUCUGACUAUUGUCCUGGACAACAAUCUAAGCCAUCCGCUGUUGGAAAAACUCCUGCCCACCCUCAAGUACAGCCUUCACGACAAGUCGGAGAAAGUGCGCGUGGCUUUCCUGGACAUGCUCAUCAAGAUCAAGGCCGUCCGCGCUGCCAAGUUUUGGGACGUGUGCAACAUGGACCACCUGCUGGCCCGCCUGGCUAUCGACUCCCAUCCGGUCUCCAAGCGCAUCGUCAACCUGCUCUUCAAGUCCUUCUUCCCCGUCAACGACCCGGAGCGCGAGUGGUGCUGCCGCUGCAUCACCCUCCUCCAGAUGAACCCCAUGGCUACCCGGAAGUUCUACCAGCUCGCCCACAAACACACAGCACCCACUAACAUAAUAAAGCUGAUGUUGGCCAUUCGCCGUGUUGUGAACAGCUGCAUCCAGAGCGACUGUGACCAGUCCGACUUUAUCGACAGCAACAAGGAGAACAGCAAAGCUCAACCUUCGCUGGGCAACGACACGGCCGUCCUCUCCGGUCUGCUGGAGGUCGUGGUCAUCCUUUGGAGAAGUGUCACAAAGGCCCUCAAACAAAACGAAGAGGCCCGCAAGUACACUUUGGCCAAGUUUGGAAGUGUGAUGAACAAGUAUUUCCAGACCUUUGAGGACGAGCGCUGCACCGCUCCUCUCAUCCAGCUGGCCUCCUUCAUGCCCCCGGCCGCGGCUCCAACCUUCAGCUGCGGCGUGCUGUCCCGACUGAGGCGGAUGGACUCGUGCGCAGGGCCGAAGCAGUACAGCCAGCUGUUGGACUGCAUGUGCAGCUGGGGCCAGGCCGCUCACGUCCUCGAGCUCGUCACCGACUGGCUCACCGAGGCUCUGCCCAAGCAAGGGGACAGCGGCAGACGAAAGGUGCGUAUCCAGGAGACGGCGGAGGCCAAACCGGACCUGGCCCUGGCGUACCUGGAGUACCUGUUCAUUCGCCCGUCGCUGCGGGACCAAGUGCUGGCCCUCGGCCCGCCACCUCUGAAGCAGCUGCACGAGGUUCUAGGAAACUGGAGGUCAGUGCUGUACACUCACCUCAGCGCCGCCGCUGAAGAUGCUAAAUACCCCAGCGUGGAGACGGCACUGAAAGCCUUUGUGCAUCACGGUCAACUCAGUGCGCAUCUGCAGCAUAGCUCCUCAGAAGGUCGAGAGCACCUGCUCUCUCUGGAGCACGUGGCAGCGUGGGUAGCUGAGAGGGUGUUGCCCUUCCUCGCUAAACGUACCACCAACGACAAUGAUGAUGAUGGUGCUGAAAAGGAUUCCGAGAAGUUGCAGCCGCUUGCUGCGCGAAUAACCGAGAGUUUCCUCGCGGUGUGCCGAGACGUUUUGCUCGUGGGUUUGGCUGACGAGGCGUUCACGGGUCAAAUCCUCCACUUGUGCUCCCUCACCCUCCUCUCAGAGGCGGGCUACCUCUGCAUUCCCGCGGUGCUGCAGAUUUUGAAGGACGUGUCCGACAGCCACCUGCCCAAGCACAACAAGAACGACCCGUCUCAGGAACACGUGGAAGAUGGGACCACUGUUGCUCUGGGCGUGGUUGCCAACAUCUUCCAGAAGAUCAUCGAGCUUCUGGCUCGUCGUCUCAGGAAGGACCCGGAGGAGGGAAAACAGCUGUGUCACUCCGCCGUUCCCGGCCUGGCGGACUUCCUUAAGGUGGCGCAGACCUGGGACAAAGCACCUCUGUACGGGGUCUUCUCCACUCUCUUUGCCGUGGUGGUGGUGGAGAAGAGACAUUUGCUUCAGAAGAUGACCCGUCCUGAAGAGGUGGUCACUCCAGAGUCAGUGGAGGACUUGCCUCCUCUGUCCGGCCUCCUACUGUCUGUCAUCCUCAAAUCCUCCUCCCUUACCAGGGCUUUUUUGACAGAAGUCUGCUCGUCGUUCGACUCCGAGUCCAUCAGCAGCCUGCACGAGCUGGCUGCCGUCCUGCACGUGCUGGCGGUCAUCGGACGCACGGGGCAGUCUAAAGCGAGUUUGAGGAGCGCCGCCACAUCCGUCCAGCAGCAGAUUCACAAACACGCCGUCACAUCCGGAGACACCAGAGACGUCCAGAGGCUUAUUUAUGAAUCUUCAGUGAAGACCGUGAACGAAAUUCUGGAUUUAUGAGUCAACCUCUUUGAUUUGUGAUAUCUAACAUCUCUUUUGUGUUUUAUGGCACUGAGGAGAUCAGUAUAUUCUGCUUUUCUCUUUGCAUUAGAAAACCCACAACACAGCUAUACAGUUUCUUAUAUUGAGUGUUACUCUUCUUAAACGCUGUUGCUGCACAGUUUAAAUAAAAACAAACCACAUAUGAAAUACAUAUAUUUUUUCAUGUCUUACUAUAUUUAUGUAUCUUUUGAAUCUGUCAGCCGUACCUCAUUUCUAAUAAGAAUAAAGCAAUUUAUUAAUCCACCUAAA